AUGGAAGGUUCGCUGAUGUGCCACACCGAAGCGUUCUUGAUGCACACUGAUGAGGCGCUGAAGCGGAUUGGUCUCAGCGGCACCUACGCGGAUCGCGAGGCGCGCCACAUCGAGGAGGCGUUCACGUGCCUGCCGCCAACGGCCGUCAACGUGCUCCUGGUGUACCACGUGAUGUUCGUCCAGCAGUUCUCGGGCAUCGGCGCAGCGCCGCCGUACAUCGCUGGCUUAGCGCAGGCCGCGGGAGUGACCGUGUCACCGGCGGCGUUCGCCGUUCUGCUGUCAUCGCUGCAGGUGCGGGGCGGAGGCUGCCGACAGCCUCGCCCAAGGGGCAGCGCGGGCAUCUCGCGGUGCAUAGUAACGAUUUGUCACCUGAGGCUCUCACUCAUAUUUUCUUUAUUGCAUGUUUUACUGCAGUACUUUUAUGAAAAGCCACCGCGGUUUCGUGGUUGGCGUCUUGCAUUGCAGCUUGUGAUGACCGUCGUCUCUGCGGCUGUCAUGGACGUGCUGGGUCGACGCAGACUCUUCCUCGCGUCUGCGGCAGCAUGUGUUUGCUCGCUGUUCGCUGUGGGCACCGUCAGCUCGUGGGGCCGCGGCAAAGAACCUCACCCGGUGGCUCUGGCCAUCGAGCUGGCUCUGCUGGUAGCGUAUGCGAUUGGCUACUCCUUCGGUCUCGGCCCAGUCACGUGGCUUCUCGCUGCUGAGAUGAUCCCCUUGCAGGGUGCUGGCCUCCUGCUGAGCCUAGCGUUCGCCUUCAACUGGCUCAGCUUGUUCGCUGUGACGCUGUUCUUGGACGGGGUCCGAGAUGCGCUGAGCUUCUCUGGCUGCGGCUGGUUCUUCAGCGCUGUCACACUGGCGGGCACUUCGCUGGUGUACUGGUUCGUGCCAGAGACCAAUGGCCGCAGCCUCGAGCAGAUACUGAUGGACGUCAAUGCGGAAGGCGAAUAGUAUCGCUCACUCAUCUCGCGCCAGAACUCGCCUUUCGUGAAGCCAUGAUUGAGAAGCGGACCCACCAUAGGGGGUCCGCGUUAGAUUAGGUAUGCGGUUACCAAUUAAGUAACGAAUCUAACAAAUAACCGGUCAGAUGACCUGAUAUGUUUUAAGUAAGCGAUCUAAACUUUAAAUGUAUACAAGCUGCAUGUCAAUAAGAUAUUUUAAAGAUAAUAUGUACAAAUGCACGUGCGUGUGGUUCUACAAUAUGGGCCCCAUCCGGAUGCGCGCUCGCGCACUAGCACGCAUGCGCGUGUAACUUCCACUAACUGCCAGUUCUACAUACAUGACAAGUUAAUAAAGCUUUUGUUUUGUUGUA
Dermacentor andersoni is the source of this 1306-nucleotide messenger RNA. Its product is annotated as facilitated trehalose transporter Tret1-like. Gene Ontology annotation, biological process: transmembrane transport. The record is from RefSeq and is a predicted model, not a curated record. Gene Ontology annotation, cellular component: membrane. Lineage: Eukaryota; Metazoa; Arthropoda; Arachnida; Ixodida; Ixodidae. Gene Ontology annotation, molecular function: transmembrane transporter activity.